Molecule: messenger RNA, 830 nt
Organism: Hippocampus comes (tiger tail seahorse)
Lineage: Eukaryota; Metazoa; Chordata; Actinopteri; Syngnathiformes; Syngnathidae
Gene: iqcc
Product: IQ motif containing C
Exons: 5
Coding region: 58-687 (209 amino acids)
Source: RefSeq, a predicted model, not a curated record
CACCAGAAGUAAACGCCAAGCUCCCGCUUCUCUUUGGGGAAUUACGUUACCAUAGUGAUGCACAGUGCUGACUGGGAGAGCACGCUCGUUCUUUUGCAAGCUCACGCACGAGGCCUUCUGGUGAGGGCGGAGUUACGUCGUGCAAGGUCGGACUUUGAGGAGGUCGUGAAAGAGAUAGAUGGCACUUUGGCCCACUUGGGGUGGAGGGAUGCCAUCAUUCCCAUCCCCCAUUUCACAGACACGGAUGGCCCCCUAUGCAGGAUAGAUCCAGGAUCAGAUACCACCACCUGCUCACAGAACCCAGCAGCAGGAGAUGCGGCUCCAUUGUCGGAAUUUAGAGGAGAAAGUCACCGUCUACGGACCACAGAAGUGCAGAGAGACAGCUUGGGAAUAAAACAAGAAGCUAGGGGGUGUUCACAAAGCAGCCACGUUCUUGAGACAGUUCAGAACUUGAGCUCUGAUGAGGUUCUGGAGAGCACAUUGGACUCCACCUCAAUCUGGAGUAGUAUGGACAGCCUUCCUCUUCAAGGUCGGCCGCGGUACCGCUCGGCCCAGGAGGUGCCCGCUGAUCCCAAGUCCCUGCGAUGCCAUAGAGACGCCCUGACCAUGGAGCUGCUGUGGCUGCAGCAGGCCAUCGACAGCAGGAAAAAGUACUUGUCUCUCAAGGACAAACUGAGCAUGUAUUGAAGUGGACCUUGCUGUGCAAAUGUGUGCAUCAAUUUACUGUCAACAAAUUGCCUCCGUUUUCUUAAACGAAAUGGCUGAAUUGUACAUUUUGUAUUUUAUAUGUUAAUGUAAAACAUGAAUAAACAUAUUUUCUUACUAUGGUG